AUGGGUGAACCAACGCCGUCGGUAGAGCCGACGAGCCAUAUUGGAGACAAUUACGAAGUCCCGAACCCCGAGCCGCACUCAUCAUUCACGACUCUAAAGGAACGAAUCCGACACCACUACGAGCUUGCCUCGGACUAUUACUAUUCGCUCUGGGGUCAACACAUCCACCACGCCUACUUCCUCUCGCCCACAGACACCAAAGAAACCGGCCAAACCAACCUCAUCAAUCUCCUACUGGAAAUCUCCGGCCUCGAACCAGGCUCUACAGUACUCGAUGUCGGCUGCGGCAUCGGCGGCACCACACGCCACCUGGCCCGCGAACUCGGCUGUACCGUCAUUGGAAUCACCAUUUCCGGCCGACAAGUGCAGAUAGCGCAACGACUGACGAGGGAAGAAGCAGCUAAACUAUCCAAAACCGAAACCGCAACUUCUGAGACAGCGACACCAUCAUCCGCCAACACUGACGCCGACGCCGACGCCAAUGGCUUCAUCCCACUAGGCCACCGCGGCGGCAAAGUCAAAUACAUCGAACUAGACGCCGAAAGGAUGGAAUCGGUCUUUUCCGAGUCGAGCUUCGACUGUGUCUGGAUUUCAGAGGCGUUGAGUCAUUUCCCCGAUAAACCGCUUUUCUUUCGGAAUGCGGCGCGCGUGUUGCGGUCGAAAGACGCAACCAGCAGCAGUGACAGCAACACAACGGAAACACCAGCAAAAGAAGCAGUGUCUGGAGGCAAACUCGUCAUUGCCGAUUGGUUCCGCGCCGACAAUCUCACGGAUCAACAAAUCCAGGACGACAUCAAGCCGAUCGAGGAUGGUAUGUUGUUGCCUCCGCUGUGUACGCAGGCCGAUUAUGUCGCGUUGGCUGAGGCUGCUGGGUUGGAAGUGCUGCAUAAGCCCAAGGAUAUUAGCAAGGAUGUGGCUAAGACUUGGGAUAUCUCAUGGUCUCUCAUUUCCAAUCCUUCUCUCUGGGCCUUUGCCAUUUCCCAGGGCCGCGACGGUCUUGCGUUUCUGCAGUCUUUCCGCGCGAUGAGGAGAGGCUAUGCUAAUGGAACGUUUCGAUAUGCCGUCAUGGCUUUUGAGAAGAAGAAGAAGGCUGUUUGA
This is a messenger RNA of Exophiala dermatitidis NIH/UT8656, 1098 nucleotides long. Its product is annotated as tocopherol O-methyltransferase. The record is from RefSeq and is a predicted model, not a curated record. Gene Ontology annotation, biological process: methylation. The transcript is spliced from 3 exons. The coding region runs from base 1 to 1098 and encodes 365 amino acids. Gene Ontology annotation, molecular function: methyltransferase activity. Lineage: Eukaryota; Fungi; Ascomycota; Eurotiomycetes; Chaetothyriales; Herpotrichiellaceae.